UACGAUUAAAAUCAAAUCAAAGAAAUAAUAAAUUAUUAUGGAAAUCUAAACAGUGAAGUUUGAGACUGAAAAGAUUAAAACCUGUUUUAUUGCAUAUGGAAACAGAGUGAAGGUGAGAAGCGAUAAUGAAAAACAUUACCUUGUUUUAUCAAACAGUUAAAUAAGUUUCACUGUCCAGGAGCAAUGUCGAAAAUUCCAAGGCCGUCUCCUCGUUCGUAUAGGGAUUUGCCUCUAACAGAUGAACAGAAAAGUGCUACUUUACCGAAGAAGGCAGCAGGAAAGCCUAAGGAAAAAAAUGAAAUACCAGAACAAUUGAAGACAACUACGAUCUCUGCUGCUGUGUUUCCGUCAACAUCAAAAGCAUUAACAGAAUUGUCAGAAAAUAUUAUGGAUAGACAGCGUGCAACUUUAAAUCGAUCAAAAUCGGAAUCUGAAAUAAAACUUGAUCACCUUUCCAUCCGCAGCAAAGGAAAAAUUAGCACUUCGCUAACAAAGCAAGCAACGAAUCUUCCGCCUGCAGUCAAAAAAGGUAUAGUUCCCAAAGGUGUCGCAAAAUUGAAACAAAGUUUAAGCUUCCGAGAUAAAAAGCCUGUUAAAUUUGGAGAACCUAAGCUGGAGCAGUCUCCAACAAAUUCAAAGAUCAAAUCACCGGCUUUGAAAACCGAAACUGCAGGGACCUUUAAAUACAGAUCUGGUAAAGUGCUUAAAAAUCAAGAGAAGAAUAGAUCCAAAGCAGAGUCUGUCAUAAAUCAUGAAAAAGUUAACAGAAAGACUAAUGCAAAUAAAAUAACGGAAACAAAACAGCAAAUUUGUAAAGCAAGCAACGGAAAGGAUAAGCAAGUAAAGUCUUUGGAUAAGCAAGAUAUUUUUCCUGAGUUUAAAGAUGCUAUUCAAGAUGCAUCUGAACUCCAAAAAGAGUUUUGUACCCCAAAAGAAAUUGGCCAUAGUGGACUGAAACUUAUAGAAAAGCCGAAAAAGAAAGCUUUACCUUUACCUACCAGGAUUCGCCCUUCCCAAAUAUCUAACAAAAACUGUGAUUCAUCAGGCAAACUUCCAAAGAAAGAAUUCGGGGGACAUGUGUAAAAUCACGGGUUUUAUUUAUAUUUCCCUUUGUAUUUCAAUUUCUAUGUAUAUUUAUGCACUUUUGUAUUCUUGGUGCAUUUAUGUAUUUUACAUUUUUAGAACUUGUAUUUUUCUUUUGAAAUGUUAACCUGAAUAAAGGAUUUAAAAUUUU
Messenger RNA from Parasteatoda tepidariorum (common house spider), 1234 nucleotides. Lineage: Eukaryota; Metazoa; Arthropoda; Arachnida; Araneae; Theridiidae. The record is from RefSeq and is a predicted model, not a curated record.